Messenger RNA from Ilex paraguariensis (yerba mate), 890 nucleotides. Lineage: Eukaryota; Viridiplantae; Streptophyta; Magnoliopsida; Aquifoliales; Aquifoliaceae. The record is from the annotation of a GenBank genome assembly.
AUGGAUCUGUAUAGGAACAUCUUACGUAGUGACAACUCUCUGGGUCAGUUUUUUUCUGGUCCGUCUGCCAACUUCAUUGCCGGGGCUGCUGCCGGUUGUACGACACUGAUUAUUAUCUACCCCCUUGAUAUUGCACACACCCGUCUUGCUGCUGAUCUGGGAACAACCGAGGCUCGUCAAUUCCGAGGUGUUCGCCACUUCCUUAAUACCAUACGUGAGAAAGAUGGUGUCCGAGGGAUAUACAGGGGCCUGCCUGCUUCUCUACAUGGAAUGGUUGUGCACAGGGGCCUUUACUUUGGUGGUUUUGAUACCAUAAAAGAGAUGAUGUCUGAAGACUCUAGACGAGAGGUGGCACUGUGGAAGCGUUGGGUGGUGGCUCAGGCAGUCACAUCAUCUGCUGGAUUGCUGUCAUAUCCAUUGGACACAGUUCGGCGACGGAUGAUGAUGCAAUCGGGCCUAGAAAAACCUAUGUACCAGAGUACUUUGAACUGCUGGAGGAGGAUUUACAGAACAGAAGGGGUGGCAUCAUUUUACCGUGGGGCUGUGUCAAAUAUUUUUAGGAGCACUGGCGCGGCUGCUAUAUUGGUUUUGUAUGAUGAGGUCAAGAAAUUUAUGAAUUGGAGUGGACUGUAGGAAGAAAUACUUUUGUUCGUUUUUGUUCCUGUAAGCGAAAGGAUUUAGGUUAGUAUGAAGCAGCACAGCAUGAAUGAUCGAAUAGAGUUGAUCAUUAUUCGCCGUGUUGCUUUUUGGAGGCUCUGGCAAAUAACGAUCCUUGAUUCUUUAGUUGAAAAAUAGAAUAAGGUAAUAUAGUUAGAAAUUUUUUUAUGCAGUUGCUGAUCUGGAAGUCAUCCUCUGUUAUGUAUCUUGUCUAUCUUUUCGAGUUUGUCUUG